Messenger RNA from Eurypyga helias (sunbittern), 1314 nucleotides. RefSeq names its product ryanodine receptor 3-like. Gene Ontology annotation, biological process: calcium ion transport; intracellular calcium ion homeostasis; transmembrane transport. The transcript is spliced from 12 exons. Gene Ontology annotation, molecular function: ryanodine-sensitive calcium-release channel activity. NCBI's taxonomy places the organism in Eukaryota, Metazoa, Chordata, Aves, Eurypygiformes, Eurypygidae. The annotation marks the transcript as partial. The record is from RefSeq and is a predicted model, not a curated record. Gene Ontology annotation, cellular component: sarcolemma; sarcoplasmic reticulum membrane; smooth endoplasmic reticulum.
GUGACAGAGGAGCCACUUGAUGAAGUAGAGGAAGACUCUAAUCUCUGGAACUCAUUUGAUGAAGAGGAAGAGGAGGAGGGCAUGGUGUUUUUUGUUUUAGAAGAAAGUACAGGUUACAUGGCACCCGCUCUCAGAGCACUGGCAGUUAUUCAUACUAUCAUCUCCUUUGUCUGUGUGAUUGGGUACUAUUGCUUAAAGGUCCCUCUAGUUGUAUUCAAGAGAGAAAAGGAGGUAGCUCGAAAGCUGGAAUUUGAUGGACUAUACAUAACUGAGCAGCCGUCUGAAGAUGAUAUUAAAGGACAAUGGGAUCGCCUGGUUAUAAAUACUCCGUCCUUUCCUAACAAUUACUGGGACAAAUUUGUAAAACGGAAGGUUAUUAACAAGUACGGAGACUUAUACGGAGCACAGCGCAUAGCAGAACUUUUGGGUUUGGACAAAAGUGCCCUUGAUUUUAGUCCAGUGGAAGAGAGUGAACCAGAAGAAGCAUCUCUUGUGUCAUGGUUAAGCUCCAUUGAUACAAAGUACCACAUCUGGAAGCUGGGAGUUGUUUUCACUGAUAAUUCCUUUCUGUACUUAGCUUGGUACACGACUAUGUCGAUCCUUGGGCACUACAACAACUUCUUCUUCGCUGCUCAUCUGCUGGAUAUUGCUAUGGGUUUCAAGACGCUGCGAACCAUUUUGUCUUCAGUCACUCACAAUGGCAAACAGCUGGUGCUCACUGUAGGACUCCUCGCCGUCGUGGUGUAUCUUUACACCGUUGUGGCAUUCAACUUCUUCCGCAAAUUCUACAACAAAAGUGAAGACGAAGACGAACCGGACAUGAAAUGUGAUGACAUGAUGACGUGUUACCUGUUCCACAUGUAUGUGGGUGUAAGAGCUGGUGGUGGCAUUGGAGAUGAAAUUGAGGAUCCUGCUGGAGACCCUUAUGAAAUGUAUCGAAUUGUCUUCGACAUCACGUUUUUCUUCUUUGUCAUUGUUAUCCUGCUGGCCAUCAUACAAGGUCUGAUCAUUGACGCUUUUGGUGAAUUAAGAGACCAGCAAGAACAAGUGAGAGAAGAUAUGGAGACCAAAUGUUUCAUUUGUGGAAUCGGCAAUGACUAUUUUGACACAACCCCACACGGCUUUGAAACCCAUACUUUGCAAGAACACAACUUGGCAAACUAUCUGUUCUUUUUAAUGUAUCUCAUUAACAAGGAUGAAACCGAGCACACCGGCCAGGAGUCAUUUGUGUGGAAGAUGUACCAAGAAAGAUGUUGGGAUUUUUUCCCAGCAGGGGACUGCUUCCGGAAACAGUAUGAGGAUCAACUUGGCUAA